Messenger RNA from Thamnophis sirtalis, 1510 nucleotides. NCBI's taxonomy places the organism in Eukaryota, Metazoa, Chordata, Lepidosauria, Squamata, Natricidae. The record is from RefSeq and is a predicted model, not a curated record.
GUUUUGCACAGAUCCUUCAAGCAAGGAUGAGAGAUGAUACAGAUUGGCUGAAGUAUAUCAGUCCCACUGAGGGGACCUUAAUGAAUUUCACUUUUGGAAAAAACACACAAAUUCCAGGAUGGAUAUCCUAAAGGACAGCAACUUGGCCAUCGCACAAGAGACAGUUAAUCCAAUUAAAGAACCUGUGCAAAUCAUUGCCAAGGCUGGGACAUGGGAUAGUAAUUCAGCUUCCUACCUAGGCUGCAGUGUAUUUGUGGAUCAGAGCAAAAUCCCCAAACUGAAUGAUCAUCAGGACUCUUACGAACAGUUCCUUGGCAAGUCUAGGAAAGAGCUGAAGAAGCUAGCAAGGGAAGGAUGUUGGGCUGGAAGCCAUACCCUGAGAGCCAAGGCUUACCAGCACAUUAUCCAAGAUAUACCAUGCCGCCUAAUGACUCCUGAUGCCUUCGUCUACCGAGAUGUGGCCAGCAAGUUAUUUGGAAACCAGAGCGAAAGUUUCGAUCCCUUGCCUGAAUUCCUGUCAGGAAGCAUCAUGCCCGAAUACUGCCUCACUCCAGAAGGGAUAACGGCUUUGAAGAAAAUACUUAUCUGCAUUUCCAGUCUCUACCCUGAGAUUACAUACUGUCCUUUGCUCCCAGCUGUGACUGCUCUGCUGCUCCAUUACAGCCAAGAUGAGGCCCAAUGCUUUGAGAUUACUUGCCGACUCCUCUACUCCAAGGCUCCCCACACCACCUACAUAGACCAGUCCUUCCUGGCUCAUGAGGCCUCCUGUAUGACCUUAAGGGACUUAGCCAAUAAGCACUGCCCAGCAGCCCAUCAACUGAUAGCAAGCUCGUCAGACAUUUUUGAGGUGUACUCUGAGUGGUUGGUGUGGCUCUUUGAUGAUCUUCCCUUUAAUUAUGUCAUUCGCAUCUUUGAUGUGUAUCUCUUGGAGGGGCAAAAAGUCCUUUACCGCAUUGCUCUGGCACUGCUGAAGCAAUACCGUCUCUUCAUGACCUCAAGAGGACAAGAGGUAGUUGACAUCAAGGGAAGCUUGCAGGCUUUCCUGUGGGACAUUCAGGAAUACUUGGCAGCUGACAAGCUUUUAGAGAAAGCAUUUGGCAUCCGGCUUUUUUCCUGCAAAGAAAUCUGGCUUCUUCAAAUGGCUAACCGGAAGGCUCUGGUGCAUAAAGGAGUAACUAUGGUGCAUCACAGACAACCAUUCCACCUCAUUGUGAAUGCACAUAAUUUUAGUUCCACCAUUGUUAAAGCUCAAGAAAUGCGCAUUGUGUGGUCCUGGAUCCCAGAACGAUUUUCUUUAUACCCACCUGUUCUUUUAUUCUCAACUUCUGAAAACGGAUACAGUUUGCAAAGGUUUUAUUCCUGCUGUGAAGGCUAUGAGCCAACUUUACUGUUGUUAAAAAACACACUGGGAGAAGUAUGUGGAGCAUUUCUUUCCUCUGACUGGAAGGAAAGAAAAAAACGGGGAGGAACAACAAGUUUCUUUGGAACAGGAGAAUGCUUUAUUUUUACA